Messenger RNA from Elephantulus edwardii (Cape elephant shrew), 1002 nucleotides. Its product is annotated as olfactory receptor 9K2-like. Gene Ontology annotation, biological process: G protein-coupled receptor signaling pathway. Bases 40 to 1002 code for a protein of 320 amino acids. Gene Ontology annotation, molecular function: olfactory receptor activity; G protein-coupled receptor activity; odorant binding. NCBI's taxonomy places the organism in Eukaryota, Metazoa, Chordata, Mammalia, Macroscelidea, Macroscelididae. The transcript has a single exon. Gene Ontology annotation, cellular component: membrane. The record is from RefSeq and is a predicted model, not a curated record.
UUACAUAUUUCGCCUUGUGCCUCUCAGCAGGUCUCUGCCAUGGGUGACAGGGAAACAAGUAAUCACUCAGAAGUGACUGACUUCAUUCUUGUAGGCUUCAGGGUCGGCCCAGAGCUCCAAAUUCUCCUCUUCCUGCUAUUUCUGCUUGUAUAUGCCAUGGUCCUCCUAGGGAACAUUGGAAUGAUGGCCAUUAUCCUGACUGAUCCUCGGCUGAACACACCAAUGUAUUUCUUCCUAGGCAACCUCUCCUUCAUUGAUCUCUUCUAUUCAACUGUGAUUGCACCAAAGGCUUUGAUCAAUUUCUGGUCUGAGAACAAGUCCAUCUCCUUUGCAGGCUGUCUGACUCAGCACUUUCUCUAUGCUCUCUUCAUUGUAACUGAGGGGUUUCUCCUAUCAGCCAUGGCUUAUGAUCGUUUUAAUGCCAUCUGCAAUCCACUCCUGUACUCUGUCCAGAUGUCAACACGUCUCUGCAUGCAGUUGGUGGCUGGUUCCUAUUUCUGUGGCUGCAUCACUUCAGUCCUGCAGACUAGUAUAACAUUCACCUUAUCCUAUUGUGCUUCUCGGACCAUUGAUCACUUCUACUGUGAUACUCGUCCACUUCAGAGGAUUUCAUGUUCUGAUGUCUUUCUUAAUAAAAUGGUGUCUUUUUCUUUAGCCUGCAUCAUCAUCUUCCCUACAAUCAUGAUCAUUGUUGUUUCUUACAUGUAUAUUGUAUCUGCAGUUCUCAAGAUAAAUUCCACUGAAGGGCGUAAGAAAGCCUUCUCCACCUGUACUUCCCACCUGAUAGUCGUCAGUGUGCUGUACGGUGCUGUCUUUUUUAUGUAUCUCACUCCUAACAGGUUUCCUGAGCUGAGUAAAGUGGCUUCCUUAUGUUACACCCUUGUUACUCCCAUGUUAAAUCCUUUAAUUUACUCUCUACGAAACAAAGAUGUCAAAGAUGCUCUGAGAAUGCUCCUGAAAAAAAGAAUACUUAUAUUUAAUUCUUUUUUAUCAGUGGCAUAA